Molecule: messenger RNA, 540 nt
Organism: Debaryomyces fabryi
Lineage: Eukaryota; Fungi; Ascomycota; Pichiomycetes; Serinales; Debaryomycetaceae
Product: U2-type spliceosomal complex subunit
Exons: 1
Coding region: 1-540 (179 amino acids)
Source: RefSeq, a predicted model, not a curated record
AUGUCAAGCAACGGAAUAGGUCUACAAACAGCAAGGGGUUCAGGCACGACUGGGCACAUACAGAAGAACGUCGCCUCUAAUCAGGACCAUACUGAUAAUGCAAGUGAUAAAUCUGGGUACUUUAAGAGGCGACAAUUGUCAAGGGAUCGUAAGCUUAAAUACGAGAAACAUGUAUCUACCAGUAAUAAUCGAGAUGAGGCAAAACAAGAAAUAAGAAGUCAUGACUUGAAAAGAGAUGUCGAAGUCAAGUGCAUGGAGUUGAGAGAUGCCUUAGAAGAUGCAAGUGAGGAAGAGACUGAGAUAGAGAAGAAAGUGAAAGAGCUAAGAGACAAAUUACUAACUGCUCCCAUGACUUCCAGAAAACUAGAUCAUAAUAAGAACAGCUCUUCACAUACAAGUUACGAAGAAAAUUCCAAACUUAGUAAUCUUAACGAUGAAUACGAAAGUUCAAAAAAUGGCACAGAGGUUAGUGGUAUUAGCUAUAAACGUAGGUACACAGAUUGCGAUGAGAAGGGAAAAAGAUUGAAAAUACGAAGAUAA